AUGACGUUUAACAUCAGAAUUGGUCCUAGUCCUCAUGGCUCGGAUGGGUCUUCGUUAUCCGAUGAAGAGGAUUCUUCUGGAGUGCAGGUUUCACCUCCCGGAAGUCAUGAUUACCAUGACCCAUACGACGAAUGGGCGCACUUAUCGUACCCCGAUGAAAUAAAACCUUCCGAUUCUGCCUCUCGACCUAGGACAUCACAUCAAGCAAGGAAUCGUAAUCCGGUACGUGGCUUGUCUUCUGAUCGACGGCAUUCAACAAGACGUCAGUUUGCGCCGGAGCGUGAAUCAUUCCCACGACGCUCUCGCCGCCAUCCUGCUUCAGAAUCUCCAGAGAGUAUAGACUCGGCGGAUGAAUAUGGUGCUCAUUAUGGUCGGACGUCUAAUGAAAGAAGAUAUUGGUCACCAGCGGCCCGGGGACCAGGUUAUGCACGUAGCUCCUCGCCGGGGCCUUCAUAUACCUAUCCCAAUGGUGCUGUGCCUCAUGGUACAUUUGCACAUCCAAGCGCAUCGCAACCCCCCUCCGAUCAACUUAUAAGAGUCGGCCAUCAUGGUCAACAUAGCCAGCCGCCGCUUUAUGGUCAUUCGGCUUAUGGCUAUAACCCUUCCAUGCCCCACGCCCACGGCCAGCCAAUGCCACCGUUUUUCCUUCAUGAUCACCACGGGGGGCAGCCUGUGCAUCACCCGACACCAUCUUCUCAUCUGCGAAGCGACGGUCACAGCUCGCCACAACACUCAAUCACUCAUCACAUGCCGCCAUCCCGUGGCCCCAUGCAAUAUGGCGGCCCGCCAUUAGGUCCCAAUGAAAUGGUUCCCUAUGGUCCAGGGAACUAUUAUCCAUUUAGAGAGCCAUAUGCAAUGGUUCCCGGGAUGCUUCCGCCCUAUUUCAACAACUACCCUCGUGUGCCUUCUCCCAGCCAAGUUGAGUCGAAUGGAUCUCCAGCGCCACAGCCUACAGAUCCCGCGAAAGAUGAGGCACUCGUGCGACUAGAGAAACUAAUAAUGGAUGAGAGAAUCGAGCGCGAGGCUAGAGAUUCUAGGGAAGCGGCACGCCAGGCUGCAAUCGAGCAGGAAGCCGCCGAGCAAGCUGCUAGAGAAGAGCGCGCUGCACAUGAGAAGAGGAUCACGGAAGCAGCCGCUGCUCAAGCUAGGGCAGAGGCAGAGCAAAAAGCCGCGGAAGAGGCUGCAAAAGCCAAGAAAGAGGCAGAGGAAGCUGCAGCGGCAGCAGCGGCAGCGGCAGCAGAGGAGGCGGCCGCAGCGGCUACCGACAAAGCAAAUGCAGCGGCAGCAGAAGCUGUUGCUGCUGCAACCGCAGCAGCUGCUAGUAAAUCCGCGGAAAAGAAGAAACCAAUCAAAUUCAAAGAUGCCGUGGGUAGGAAGUUCAGCUUCCCCUAUGAUCUAUGUUGCACCUGGAAGGGAAUGGAAAAUCUCAUCCGCCAAGCUUUCCUCCACAUCGAGAUAAUUGGGCCUCAUGUCGCCGAAGGGCAUUAUGAUCUGAUCGGCCCAAAUGGCGACAUAAUACUUCCACAGGUCUGGGAAACCGUCAUUGAACCGGACUGGGCUAUCACAAUGCAUAUGUGGCCUAUACCGGAGAAACCCAAGGAUCCUGAUCCCGCCUCAUCUGCAGAUCCUCCUGGUUCUGAAGUUUCAGCCCCACCUCAACCUUCUGUGGCGCCUGCGGCAGAAGCUGCGAACCAGGGCGAUUCGAAGAAAAAACUUGAGGGGAUAGGCGUUAAGAAACCCCGGCCAAAAGCCCCCGAUCCCGGGGCCUUCGCCAUGUGGAUGGUUGGCAACCACCGUGGGAAAUUCCAGAAGGCUUUAAAAGCGGGAAAAAAGCCUAAAGUAGUCGUCCAGCACGGAAAUUGCUGCCGUGUUAUGUGA
Messenger RNA from Aspergillus campestris IBT 28561, 1878 nucleotides. RefSeq lists its product as uncharacterized. Lineage: Eukaryota; Fungi; Ascomycota; Eurotiomycetes; Eurotiales; Aspergillaceae. The transcript is spliced from 4 exons. The coding region runs from base 1 to 1878 and encodes 625 amino acids. The record is from RefSeq and is a predicted model, not a curated record.